Mizuhopecten yessoensis (Yesso scallop) is the source of this 6046-nucleotide messenger RNA. RefSeq names its product V-type proton ATPase subunit H-like. The transcript has 13 exons. The coding region runs from base 125 to 1558 and encodes 477 amino acids. Lineage: Eukaryota; Metazoa; Mollusca; Bivalvia; Pectinida; Pectinidae. The record is from RefSeq and is a predicted model, not a curated record. Gene Ontology annotation, cellular component: lysosomal membrane; vacuolar proton-transporting V-type ATPase, V1 domain. Gene Ontology annotation, molecular function: proton-transporting ATPase activity, rotational mechanism. Gene Ontology annotation, biological process: proton transmembrane transport.
CAAUAAAUUGUUAUCAAACUUCAGUGACGUAGUUCAUCAUAUGAUAAGUUGGAAGACGUCGAUAGUUAGGCUAGAAACCGAAGAAUUCUGACCUUCAACUGAAACAAAACCUAUCAAAACAACGAUGGCUUCCCUCGGGAGUAUCGGAAGUGUAAUGGGGAAUAUAGACGACAUUGAGAAAGGUGCACAGGUAGCGACUAGUUUGCUGCAGCAGAGGGCCAAUGAUGUCCGCGCAAAUCGUGUCAACUGGCAGUCCUAUCUACAGGGACAGAUGAUCUCAUCUGAAGACUUCUCUUUCAUCUCUAAAUUUGACACAGCAAGCAGUGAAGUACGAAGAGCUAUCCUCACUGAAAACCCGUUGCAGUUUGCCAAGACAUUCUUUAACCUGAUGAGCCAGAUUGCCAAGGACCAGACACUACAGUACAUCCUUACAAUGCUGGAUGACGUUCUGCAGGAAGAUAAAUCUAGAGUGGAUAUAUUCAAAGGGUAUGCCAAACGCAGCAAGGAGUCGGUGUGGACUCCAUUCCUGCACUUACUCAACAGGGACGACAGAUUCAUCGUGUAUCAAACAAGUCGGAUCAUUGCUAAAAUCGCCUGCUGGAGUAAAGAGUCUAUGGGGGCGGAGGAUCUCAAGUUCUAUCUGAACUGGCUGAAGGAUCAGCUCCGACAGCCUGGUAACGAAUACAUGCAGACGGCUGCCAGGUGUCUACAGAUGAUGCUGCGUGUUGAUAUGUACAGACAGGUGUUUGUGGAUGUGGACGGCAUAUCAACUAUCGUUAUGGUCCUUGCUGGCAAGGUGGGAUUCCAGAUCCAGUACCAGUUGACAUUUUGCCUAUGGUGUUUGACCUUUAACCAUGUGUUAGCUGAAAAGAUGAACAAAUACAGCAUCAUUCCAACUCUGGCCGACAUUCUCAGUGAAAAUGUGAAGGAAAAAGUAUCAAGAAUUAUCCUUGCAGUUUUCAGGAACCUGCUGGAGAAGCCAGAGGAGACAGAAAUGGUUCAGGAGCAUGCCCUCGCCAUGGUACAGUGUAAGGUUCUCAAACAGCUUGAGCUGCUGGACUCACGGAAGUUUGAUGACCCAGACAUCGUGGACGACAUCUUGUACCUUAAUGAAACCCUCCAAAAGUCUGUGCAGGAUCUGAGUUCGUUUGACGAGUACUGCUCAGAAGUGAAGUCAGGAAGGCUGGAGUGGAGCCCAGUACACAAAUCAGAACGUUUCUGGAGAGAAAAUGCCCCUCGACUCAAUGAGAAAAACUACGAACUUCUCAAGAUUUUAGUCAGAUUAUUGAGUGACAGCAAAGACCCCCUCAUCUUAUCCGUGUCUGCCCAUGAUUUAGGGGAGUAUGUGCGAUACUACCCCAGAGGUAAAAAUGUCAUAGAACAACUUGGAGGUAAGCAGCUAGUCAUGCAGUAUCUAUCCCACGACGAUCCUAACGUGAGGUUUGAGGCUUUGAUUGCGGUGCAGAAACUUAUGGUACAUAACUGGGAAUACCUCGGUCGACAGUUACAGGACACCACACCCAAAGAUGCGCCGGGUCUCGUCUCGGCCAAGGCCUAGUCCUAGUCCCGUCGCCACAUUGCUGUUCAUCGCAUAUAGUGAGGUAGAUGAAAAAACGUGCAAUGCAAGCAUUCAUCGUGAAGAUUGUUACCGUUUCCAUUGGACGUGGUGAAGAAGAAAAUAGUUUGAGGUUCUUUCAUCACCAAAAUCUUAAGUGCUUUCAUCACGUUACGAUAUGGUCGUUUAAAUUUCGGGAUCAUUCCUCCAUGACCAUCUUUUCGUGCAUUAUGCUUACUUUAAUGAAUGUGGACUGUAUGAAAUGUGUCUAGAAAGUGAGAAUUCACAGAAUAUGUUAAUGUUUGUUUUUUCUAAUAUUUUUUUUUUUUGUACACAUGAUAUUAUUAUCAAAAUAAUAUUAGUUUUUAUAGAGAAAGAAACUAAUAGAUGGAUGGAAAUGCAUCUGUGAUGUGAUUAAACAUAAUGGAGAAUUAGAAUUACAAAAAAAUCAAUAACAGUAGAUAAUUAUAGACAAAUUGUAAUCACGGGACAUAUAUUUCUUUAAUCUAGAUCAAGAGCUAUUACAGAAUUAAAUAUAUGGGUUGCCCGAUAGCUCUUCACCACUGGGUCGCGGGUUUGAGGUGUAUGUGUGGCAGUCGCCAGGUACGCGCCGUAGGUCAGUGGUUUUUCUCCGGGAACUCUGGCUUUCCACCACCUCCUGGCACGUCCUUAAAUGACCAUAGCUGGUAAUAGAACGUAAAACACAAACAAAUCAAACUAAAUCUUUCUUAAUAGCAGGUUAUGAUAUCAUUAUAAUCCUAUGCUAGAUCCAUCUGUUAUUGUUGAUGAACAGUACACGUUUAUACGCAAUUAUGAAUGAGAUGAUUUUUUCUCAAUUUGAUGUUAUGUGAAAAAACCAGGACAAAAAGUGUGCUUCCAAAUUUAUUGUUUUAAGUGCAGUGCAUCAAAGGUACAUUGAAAAUAGUAUUUGUUAUGGAAAGAAAAAGAACUGGGUUUUGCCGAAGUGAUGUCUGCCUAAUUGAUUUAUCACAAAUUCAUCACAUUUAUUACAGAAUCAGGUUAAUUAGAAGAAAAAAAGAUAAUAAUUUAGUUAUAAUUAUGAUAUUAAUUGCUUUGUACACAACAACUUGUGUGCCGACAUAAUACAUUCCGAUUUGCAGAUGUAUAUAUAUAUAUUAGCAAAAAAAAUGGGUCUGCUAUUCAUCAUUUAAGUACAUAAAUAUGUGUGGUAAUUGCAUUAUUCUGGUUAUUUUCUGUUGAUGUUCCUAUCGAAUAUCAGGGUAAAUUGUUUGUUUUGGAAUGAACUUGUUUAAUAGGAGGGGCACGCUGGGCAAGUAGUUAAGGUGUCUGACCGACUACGACCACUAGCCCUCCACCAAUGGGUCCUUUGUUCGAGACCUAAGUUGGGCAAUCACCAGGUAUUACUAAUACUAUUAGUCCCAGCUUUUUCUACGGGAACUCCAGUGUCCCCCCACAACCAUAACAAGGUCCGUUUUUUGUUUAAACGGUUGAACCGGUGGGCAUAGUUGUUGGUUUAAUAAAUUAGGUCUGACCUGGUAAUCUGAUGCUGCUUUUAGGCGAGCCUUGACAAAGCCUUGCAUUGCUUGCAUAAGCAUUUGCAGGUGCGCCAGAAUUUAGACCCGAGAAUGUUACAUUUAAAGACAGUCAAACCGUUUGUUCCGCAUAAACGAACAGGCCCGUGGUACAUCCUUAAAUGACCAUGGUUGUUACUAGGACAUAAAACAAUGACAAACCAAUGGUUAAUAGAACUUUUUCUAAAUAUUGGUUUGAAGCUUUCUCUAUGAUAUGUUAUGAUAGAGGAUUUAUUCUACUAGAAAAAGUGAAAUUAUUUUGAAGUUUCAUGAAAAAAAUUAGAAAUCCAUUAUUUGUUGUUGUUUGUAUCCUUGACUAUAAUUUUCAUAUUUUCCUGCAUAUAAUGUAUUAAGAGCAGAUCAGAACAAAUGACACAGAGGUGUUUUACCUUAACUCAUUCACCCCUGAAAUGUCAUAAUGAACUAUUCUAACCUUUGCAUUGGAAGAGUUCAAAUGCGUCUCCAGGGGAUGAAUGAGCUAAAGGUAUUCACAAAAAAAUACAAAGUUAAUAGUUGUAUUCACAAAGAUGAUACAAUCUUUGUCCAAACAUGAAUUAGUUAAAAUGUAAUAAAUCGUCAAUGACAUUGAAUUGGUACUGGUCUCCAUUGUGAAACUUUCCUACACGAUAGUUGUAAUAAUACACGGAUGAUUGUAUAUAAUAUUAUGCGAUACAAAUGAAGCUAUAUUUGAUCUAAAUCACUGUAUAUUGUACAUUUAACCCUUUCACCAACUUUAGUAGACUCUACCAUGCAUUGAUCUGGAUGAGUCCAUUAUGGUCUAUAGUGGUGAAAGGGUAUCCAGAGGAAAUGCUCUCUUACGUUCUUUUCUCACCUGCAAUAUGGCAAGACAAAAUCAAAGGCGCAUGGCUUUAAGAUAGUUAAAAACCUGACCAAUCAGUAGGCUGGGACUUGUCCUUUAAAGAUUACAGAGGAACAACACCUGACCUCAGAGCUAGUCAAAAUUUACCGCAUGGUGCUACGCGAUUCUUUUGAUGUACAGGAUCAAACUAGCCUACCUGUAUCGUCCACAGGGUGGUACGUACAGGGCUUUCAAUUUCAUCAGGAAAUAUUUCAGGGGUGCAAAGAUCGUAAUAGAGCUAAUCCACGGAAUUUUGAAGAUUUUUUGUUUUUGUUGUUGUUGUAUAAUUGAAUGAAGAUUGGGUCAUUAGUCUAUAAAUAAUAUGCUAGUCAGAAAAACGAUUUAUUGAUGUUUUCUUGAUGUGUUACCACUCUCCUGAAUACAGACUUAGUGCAUUUUUGGUCAUUACAGUAUUUAUCCGGCAAUAAGCCCAUGCCUGGUAAUAAGCCCACCUAAGAUCAGUUGCAAUUAUCAUAGUAAAUAGUAAAAUGCCAACAUUUUCGUGGUCCUGUAAUAAGCUGUAAUGAGUCGGAGUUUAUGUGUCACACUUGGUGUAUUGCAGGAUAAAUAUUGAAGAAUAACAUAUCUCUAAUAUAAUAUAGCAGUUUUGAUUUAAACAAGCAGAGUUGGUUGCUUACUCAAAUAAAUGGGGAACACUAAUUCCACAGACGCAUCUAUAUCUUGUAUAAUUUUUUUUUUUUUUUUUUUAAAUUCUUUCAAAGAAAUCAUUAAAAACUAAAUCGGUAAAACAAACUGUUCAUGUUUUGUUUUAUGUAUUAUUAUCUGAUUUUGCUAAUAUUGUAUUCAAGUAAUGUAUCACAAUUUAAUUAGUCCAAUUGUAUAUAUAUCAUUUUAGACUGAGAUGACACUGAUUUGUUUAAAAUAUUGUUUCUUUAUAAAAAAACAGAGUUAAAUGCAUUUAGACUGUAGAUAUUAAGGGUGUAUUUAACUUCUAUAUUUUAAUGCUAUAAAAAAUGAAAUGCAAGAUAAAUCACGUUUAUUACGUUUUCUUUACCGGUCUUUGAGCUUACCCUGAGCUUUCAUCAGUGUUGAGUUGAUUUGCUGGAAUAAUUUCAAGACCAUGUAAAGCAGAAUUGAAAGAUGAGCAUAAACUCUGGCAGAAAGCUGCAUUUCCUGUUUGCAUCUUCAAAUUCAGGAUUAUUUUCAUAACCUUUCAAAGGUUGUCUAAACUUACUUUAAAGGGAAAAAAACAAUUUAGGAUCCCCGUACCGCUACCGAAAACUUGAACUAUGCAUUAGUGACUGUUUUUUCUGACAUGUCAAUAGCUUUGAUAAAUAAUUUCUGAAAAGAAAACCAUAGCAUACAGGGAAAUUUAUUACGAAUAACAGAGAUGAAAUAAACAAUGAAUACAUCAACAACAGUGUUGUGAGUGUAAAAAGUAUGCUGGGCUUGACUGGGACUCGAACUCUGAACUUCAGAUUUUUAUACUCUAAUCAACCUUGCCUGACUGUACUUCAGCUAUGUUCAAUACGAAACUAAGAGGAUUUUAUUGUAUACAGAUUGUAUAUAUAUGCAAAAAGACAGUACAGUGGGACGGGGAUCCUUGAGGAAUUUUUAUUAAUGAAAAAAUAUAUAAAUCACUAGAUCUCUGUCUGUUGGCAAUACAUACUCCUACAUUCUGUUUGUAGGACAAGAAAUAGUCAUACAUUUUAUAAAUAUAAACACACGAAAUGUAGGAUUAUUUAUUGUAAGUAGGCGGAGAUUUUAAUGAUUUUUAUUUUGAAGAUGUGAAGAAGAUUGAACAUGUUGUAUCGUCACGGAAUUAGAUGAAUCUAAGUCCGCGGUAUCAUUUAUAUCUAUAGUGAACAGACUUCUAAGUUUUGGUGCUGUGUAAACGUUUGUAGGAUUAAAACAAAAAGUGACUAUGAUCGUUAGAUAUUGAUUUGAAUGACCAUUUAUAUCAUGUAUGAAGAAUGAGUCAUGACAGAAAAGUUGAAAAAAUAGUGACUUCUUGAUUAAUUUAUAUAUAUUAUAUUACUGAAUGAGGUUUAUUGAGGAAAGGGUAUCCUUGUUUAUUGAUGUAUCAGACAAUAAAUAAAUUAUAUAUGUAAACAAGAU